UCACGAUUGAUGGAAGUCGCGAAUCGGUCAGGUGCAAUGACAUCAUUGGCCAAUUCUGUCACCGCGGCUCGGCCACGGGCCCCGCAAUCGCAUUUCUCGGCGUCCCGAGAAUCGGGCCAAGGGUUAAGUUAGGAAAAGGCUGUGGUGCCCAGACACUGCUUUGAGUCUUGACAACCACCGCACGCGACACCCAACACAUCCAAGAAUGUCGCGCGAGACGGCCAAAGACGAUGCACAUCCGGCGGUCAAGGGGCCCAGUGCCCUGAGGUCGAUCAUCGCCGGCUCUACGGCUGGCGCUGUCGAGAUUGCAAUUACAUACCCGGCCGAAUUCGCCAAGACCCGGACGCAGCUCAAUCGCAGGUUAGCCGAGGGGCAAAAGCUGCCAUGGCCACCGUUCGGCAGGCAAUGGUACGCCGGGUGCACGACUCUGAUCAUUGGCAACUCGCUCAAGGCGGGGAUCCGAUUCGUCGCAUUUGACCAGUACAAAAAGCUCCUCGCCGAUGCUGAGGGCAAGAUGACCGGUCCACGGACCGUACUAGCAGGUUUCGGCGCCGGGGUGACCGAGUCGCUGCUCGCCGUCACGCCGACCGAGAGCAUCAAGACGACUCUCAUCGACGACCGCAAAUCCGCCAAACCCCGCCUGCGCGGCUUUCUGCACGCCGUGCCCAUCAUCGCGCGCGAGCGGGGCAUCCGCGGGUUUUUCCAAGGUUUCGUCCCAACAACGGCACGGCAGGCAGCCAACAGCGCGACGCGGUUCGGGUCGUACACGGCACUGAAACAGCUCGCUGAGGGGUACACGGCGCCGGGGGAGAAGCUGGGCGCGCUGAGCACGUUUGCCAUGGGCGGCAUCGCGGGGCUGAUCACGGUGUACGUCACGCAGCCGCUCGACACGGUCAAGACGCGCAUGCAGAGCAUCGAGGCGAGGAAUCUGUACGGGAAUUCGUUCCGCUGUGCAAGUAUCAUUUUUCGUCAGGAGGGGUUGUUGACGUUUUGGAGCGGGGCGCUGCCGAGGUUGGCGAGGUUGAUUAUGAGUGGGGGGAUUGUGUUUACGAUGUAUGAGAAGAGUAUGGAGUUGAUGGAUCGGUUGGAUCCGGAGAAGAGGUAUCUUUGAUGGGCUAGAUGGGGGGAGGCGUUUGGGGUAUCUUCUUCCGUUGGAGCGGGUUUGAGUAUAUGUAUUUCGAGAUGCAUUGGUAGACAAAAGGUGUUUGUACACAGAUCAUGCUGUCAUAUGGUGGUAAUACAUAAGGUAUAUGCCUCCCC
Molecule: messenger RNA, 1260 nt
Organism: Canariomyces notabilis
Lineage: Eukaryota; Fungi; Ascomycota; Sordariomycetes; Sordariales; Chaetomiaceae
Product: putative tricarboxylate transporter mitochondrial carrier protein
Exons: 5
Coding region: 206-1111 (301 amino acids)
Biological process (GO): mitochondrial citrate transmembrane transport
Cellular component (GO): mitochondrion
Molecular function (GO): citrate secondary active transmembrane transporter activity
Source: RefSeq, a predicted model, not a curated record